AUGUCUAACAAACGGAGUUUUGACGAGGCUGCUCUUGAAGGCUACGGCAACAACGAGUUGUUGAUAUCCAAUGCUGGAGAUACUGUUGACGACGCGUUGCUCUUCGAAAACAUACAGCUUAGCCCCCCGAACCCCGAACUAAUCGAACAGACAAUCUCGCAGCAGGUCGAGACUGCUGAGGUACCUUCUGCUGCAGUUGAUCCUGAGGAAACUUCAACAACCACCAUUCCUAGACCUCCAGUUGAAGAUAACGAUGCUGCUAUAACUACUGCCUUGGGAGCUGCCGAUCCCUCAACGGCUACGUCGGAUGCCACACAAGAAUCGGAAGCUGUUACAGCUCAGCAAACUGCGCAGAGACCACCUAAGAAGAAAGCUCGGAAGAAUCAUGUACCUACGAUAAAUAGAGGUAAAAAGGACUGGAGAGAUGCAUAUCUCACUAAUCACCACAAAAGAAAGAAUAACAUGAUGGCCGAAUGGGUAGCGGCAAAGGAGAGGCACAAGAAGUAUGAGGAAGCAACCUGGCCAAACGGCGAUGUCCCUGCUGACAAAAAAUUCAAAAAACGUGAGCCUCUCACAAGAGCGCCUACGGCUUGUGAUUUCUGCAGACUAUUUAAGUCGAGAUGCAACAGUGACAAGGACACGGAAUGUUCAAAUUGUGUCAAGUCAAACUCAUGGUGCGGCGAAACAAAUGCUUCGACCGAAGUCACUCAUUAUCGCGGAUUGAGUAAGGACCAGGAAGAAAAAAUUCAAACGCUGCAAGAGGAGCUUGAUGGGCUUAAAAGACGCGAACAGAAAUACAGGAACGAAAUCGAGGAGCUGAAAAAACAACUCGACGAUCCUCCUAGUGCUCUUCUCCCCAACUUUCCUGCGAGAAACAAUUCCCGAGCAAGCUAUUCUUGGGGAAACAACCAAGUUCCCCCUCUGCCGACCUUGUCUACCUCAUAUGGCUCCUGGGAAAAUCCCGGAGGCACAGAAUAUGGCAGGAACUACGGUGGGAAAGGCAUUACGCAAGUUCCGGCAGCUGGGAGCUUGGGUCCUAAUCAAUCGAACCAUCAACCUGGUCUAGGUACCGUUGCUAGUGGCUCGUCACAAACGGCUCUCGGCUAUCCUCCGCAACAAAAUGGAGUAGGACCUACUUCACUAACUAAUUACUCCCAAAUUGGCCGUCUUCAACCGGACACUCUCCUCCGUCAAGGCACAGCUGUCAAUUCCUACCAUGAGCGGAUCCAUCAACCCCUUGACGGCCAACUGGACGGAAUGACUCACGGACUUUCCACCCUCCAGUACGGUGGUUUCAAUCCUUCACUGGGCCAAGGGCUUCCGCAUAUGCCAUCCUUGGCCUCGCAAUAUCCUGCGCCGUUGCAGAUCCAAUCACUCCAUAACAACCAAAUGGAUUACUAUGCCUCUCCUUCUCCUGCAACGGUCAUUGCCCAGGGAGCUCAUCAGAUUAAAACUGACUCAUCCUACGCCUACGGAAACCCGCAGACUGAGGAGAUACCUUCUAAUUUGCAACGAUCAGCAGAAGACGACGAAUUAUGA
This is a messenger RNA of Aspergillus oryzae RIB40, 1539 nucleotides long. RefSeq names its product putative C6 finger domain protein. Lineage: Eukaryota; Fungi; Ascomycota; Eurotiomycetes; Eurotiales; Aspergillaceae. Gene Ontology annotation, biological process: regulation of DNA-templated transcription. The coding region runs from base 1 to 1539 and encodes 512 amino acids. The transcript is spliced from 3 exons. Gene Ontology annotation, molecular function: zinc ion binding; DNA-binding transcription factor activity, RNA polymerase II-specific. The record is from RefSeq and is a predicted model, not a curated record.